This is a messenger RNA of Condylura cristata (star-nosed mole), 4016 nucleotides long. It is a transcript of the gene NFYA, whose product is annotated as nuclear transcription factor Y, alpha. The transcript has 10 exons. NCBI's taxonomy places the organism in Eukaryota, Metazoa, Chordata, Mammalia, Eulipotyphla, Talpidae. The coding region runs from base 173 to 1213 and encodes 346 amino acids. Gene Ontology annotation, cellular component: CCAAT-binding factor complex. The record is from RefSeq and is a predicted model, not a curated record. Gene Ontology annotation, molecular function: DNA-binding transcription factor activity, RNA polymerase II-specific; RNA polymerase II cis-regulatory region sequence-specific DNA binding. Gene Ontology annotation, biological process: regulation of transcription by RNA polymerase II.
CAGUGGCGGCGGCAGCGGUGGCUGGAGCCUCUGAUUGGGUUUCGGGGUCCGGUACUGGAGCCAAUCAGCGCGGGCAGCGAACCGGGGGAGCGAGGCACGGCACACACCUCACAGGCUUCUAGGAUCUCCAGGUUGAAACUCAUUGAGGAUCAGAAUCUAAUUUGGAGGGGCCAUGGAGCAGUAUACAGCAAACAGCAAUAGCUCAACAGAACAGAUUGUUGUACAGGCUGGACAGAUUCAGCAGCAGCAGCAGGGUGGUGUCACUGCUGUGCAGCUGCAGACUGAGGCCCAGGUGGCAUCCGCCUCAGGCCAGCAAGUCCAGACCCUCCAGGUCCAGGGGCAGCCAUUAAUGGUACAGGUCAGUGGAGGCCAAUUAAUCACAUCAACUGGUCAGCCCAUCAUGGUCCAGGCUGUCCCUGGUGGACAAGGCCAAACCAUUAUGCAAGUACCUGUAUCUGGGACACAGGGUUUACAGCAGAUACAAUUGGUCCCACCUGGACAGAUCCAGAUCCAGGGUGGGCAGGCUGUGCAGGUGCAGGGCCAGCAGGGCCAGACACAGCAGAUCAUCAUCCAGCAGCCCCAGACAGCCGUGACCGCUGGCCAGACUCAGACUCAGCAGCAGAUAGCUGUGCAGGGGCAGCAGGUGGCACAAACUGCUGAAGGGCAGACCAUCGUCUAUCAGCCAGUUAAUGCAGAUGGCACUAUUCUCCAGCAAGUUACAGUCCCUGUUUCAGGCAUGAUCACCAUCCCAGCAGCCAGUUUGGCAGGAGCACAGAUUGUUCAAACAGGAGCCAACACUAACACAACCAGCAGUGGACAAGGGACGGUCACUGUGACGCUGCCAGUGGCAGGCAAUGUCGUCAAUUCGGGAGGAAUGGUCAUGAUGGUGCCUGGUGCUGGCUCAGUACCUGCUAUCCAGAGAAUCCCUCUACCUGGAGCAGAGAUGCUCGAAGAAGAGCCUCUCUAUGUCAACGCCAAGCAGUACCACCGAAUACUUAAGAGAAGACAAGCCAGAGCUAAACUAGAGGCAGAAGGGAAAAUUCCAAAGGAAAGGAGGAAAUACCUUCACGAGUCUCGACACCGUCAUGCCAUGGCACGGAAGCGUGGUGAAGGGGGACGAUUUUUCUCUCCAAAAGAAAAGGAUAGUCCCCAUAUGCAGGAUCCAAACCAAGCAGAUGAAGAAGCAAUGACACAGAUCAUCCGAGUGUCCUAACCCCAGGAUGUGUGAUGGAGCUGAUCACGGUCAUGUUCCUUACCACUGCUUCCCACUGUUCCAGGAAACUGAUCAACUCUUCCGAUGGGACACUGAUGGUCUCAUUCUGCCCUUUUCUACAGGACAGAAACCACUUAGUUUUUAAUAAGUGGCUCAGUAUUAUAAUCGCAGCGAUGUCUGGCAAAUUGAAGUUGCAAGCCCUUGUCUCACCCUUUGAGUCAGGACCUAUUUCAGACUGUCGAUGAUACUGACAUUUCAUGGAUUAGGAUCCAUGCCAGCCCAGCAGUGCCACAUACAGCACUUACACGUUGACUGGUAAAACCAGCCAACCGUCUCAGCAGGGGAGAACAACCUCAACCUAAACUGCAAUCAGGGAAGCCACAGCCUAUCCCUUCCCAUGGAAUCUAAACGGCAUCCAUCCCUCUGAUGGGGCUCUCAGGCUGACUAACUAAAUGGACACUUUGUAUUCAGAGAUGGCUUCCAGACAAGGAAGUUCCAUCUUAUGAUAUGAAAACAAUAAAUUAUCUGAGAUACAGUCAUCUAAUCUGUGGUAUCAGAAUCUGCCCAGAUGAGAGGUUGGUAUUUUUGGACACCAGCCAAGAAAAUGCUAACUUUGGGGAUAGAAUGAUAAAAGACUGAAGCACUAAAAAUAUAAAUUGCUGAGAAUCUUUUUUUAACUUUGACAAGUGGUGGUCCGUCUGUUGACAGGUCAUAUGGACCAUAGUUCUUACCAUGGCAACUUUCAAGAUAAUUAGAGAUCUUGAAACUGCCUUUCCUAACUAGAGAACAAAAUUUAACUUCUGUGUCGAAGUACUGAGGACGUUUUGUAGUAGUAACUCCUAAACAGAGAGCCAAAGUAGAAAUUUUCAAUCAUAGGCAUUAUGACAGCAUUUGGGGAAUAGACGGGUUCCUGUGUGAUUCAGUCUAGAAGAGAGAAUUGUAUUUGUUAAAGCUAUGUUGUCAUAAAGCAUGAUUUUCCAGUGGAUGAAUGUCUAGAAUGGAUUGUUAAGAUGAAGAGGAUAAUUUAUAUGAUAACCUUUGUACAAGUAUGGAAAGGGAGAAGUCUAAGAUUUGGUUCUUGACAAUUUCUGGAACUGAACAUAUUCCAAAAGCUGUCCUGAACAUAUUCCAGGUCACCUGCUACGAGUUGAAGGUAGAUGGCUUCACUCCUGCAGUGCUUUGUGCUGGCUGGCCUCAGCGAACCAGUUUCCAUGUGUUUCCACUUUCCUCUACUGGCUUUGUGCAGAAAGGUUUCCACUUGCCAUCCACAUUCUGGGGAUAAACUGCAGACCAGAAAUAGAGAUGCCUGCAGGGUCAGAACUGGGCCACAGUUCCCAGAAUCGGUUGUGCCUCAAACAUCUGUUCCAGAUGUUGAACCUUGGAAGAACUAAGAUGAUAUUUUAAAUGAGUUGCUGCCUUCUCUGGAAACAGAAGGAAACCUAACCUCUUUGAUGAACAUUUGGGUUUAAUUUAAAUACCAAGAGUAAAAAUUCGCUCACUCUUUUGAUUUUACUCUAGUUUGUAUUAAAAGGAAAGAAAUCUGCUAAAGAAAAUGUCACAGAGGGAAAUCAUUGUAAUGGUAAAAAUAGAAGAAUGGAGUAUGCGGAGGAAGCUGGAAGUGAAGGUUUCUUCCUGGAAACUGGUCAUCUGUCCUGGCUUCUAGAUGUCAGGAGGGGCCAGUGACCUUUUGUAGGCUCACUGGAAAUUUCUGAUUCUAUGUGAGUUUGAGAUAACUUUAUCCAGUAAGUCCUAUGUUUUUCAGAUGAUAGAUUACUAAAAACAAUGAGGAUUGAGAAAUUUUUAAACCCCUUGGUUUGUUUUAGUAUUUGAGAGUUCAGAAAGAAAUUCUUCAUACCUAAUUUCUAGUUCUUAAGUCAACAACAGUUCUUAAAUGCUAUUUAUUUGUGUAAGUUUGUACAUAGUAAUACCAACCUCAUAAUGUAGAAGAAUAUAUAUUUUUUUUCAUGAGUUUGAUUUUCGUUUUUGCAAUGAAAUGCUUCUGUUGCAUUUCAGAUAGCCUAUGGCCCUUUUAUUGUGGUCAUUUUUUAGCACACCAUUAUAACCCACAAAGUAGAGAUUUAGGAUUUGGAUUUUUCUUUUGUUUUGAGUUCUUUUAUUCAUUUGUCCUUGUGACUGUAGUGAUGCCUUCAUAGAGAAAGAGUGAAUGGAUUAGAGAAUAAUUGUUUAAUGCAUAGUUAUUUCACUUCUUGAAUGCUUUUUUUAAUGGAUAAUUGUAAAUGUAUAUAUUUUAAUUGCAUUGGUGCAUUGAACAUUUUCAUUUCUAUACCAUUGGACCAACAGAAUUAUUUCUGGCUAUUGGGUGCCUGAUAAUAAUGUCUUGAUUUUCCUUUGGGACUCAACUAUAUAUAUCUAUAUAUAUAUAGGUUUUCCCUCCACUCGUAGGGGGAGUACAGGUGAUGGAUCAUUGAUGUCAUUGCAAUUGUUAUUUUUUAAAAUAAAUAUAAAAUACUAAAAACAUGUCUGCAUCCUCUGUGUUGUGGGUUGUAUUAUAACAACACUUCAAAUCUAGUAUCCAGGCCUUCUAUCACCUUUGUCUUCCUACUUAAAAUUGUUUUCUGUCACCUGGGUUGAUUUGAUCGUUCUGCUAUUAAAUGUUAAUCAAAAUGUGAUUACAUGAGUAAAAUUGGCCCUUUCCUUAAUGAUCACCAAAACACUCUUGAUUGGGGCCCUCCCAAGUGGCGCAGGAGGGUUAAAGCCCAGAGCUGUGAAGCCAACCAGCCCCAGCUACUCAAGGUUCCAUUCCAAGCCAGGGAAUUGACCCACAUAGCGCAACAGACUUAUA